Molecule: messenger RNA, 8711 nt
Organism: Archocentrus centrarchus (flier cichlid)
Lineage: Eukaryota; Metazoa; Chordata; Actinopteri; Cichliformes; Cichlidae
Gene: igsf10
Product: immunoglobulin superfamily, member 10
Exons: 10
Coding region: 211-7893 (2560 amino acids)
Cellular component (GO): extracellular region
Molecular function (GO): protein binding
Source: RefSeq, a predicted model, not a curated record
ACCGUGUGCUCAUCUAAGGACUCAAACUGGAGAACUACUGAAACUGAAUGUGGACUUUAAACAGUUUGACUCGGAUUUUCUCAUUCCUGCUCCUGCAGCAAUUCCCUCUUCUACAGAUGUUUAAGUGCGGUCGGUUUCAUUAAUGGUUCAAGACAAAGUUCUGUCCUGAUUACCCCUGCAGCCGAAGCACCCUCCCCCCUCCCAUGCACAAUGAUUGUAUGUGUGUCCAGCUCUCCAUACCUGCAGAGGUGGUUGCUGAAGACUCUGUUGUUCCUGGCUGCUGUGCUGCCUUCAAGUGCUGACUGUCCCAAACCAUGUGCCUGCCAUGUUCCCACUGAAGUGCACUGUACCUUCAGAUACCUAACUGCAGUACCUGACCACAUCCAGCCAGCUGUGGAAAAAAUUAACCUCGGGUACAACAGUAUAACUGUCCUGAGAGAAAAUGAUCUUUCAGGGCUUAAGAACUUGGAGCUGUUGAUGCUACAUAGCAACACUAUACACACUACUGAAGACAGAGCCUUCAAAGACCUCGAGUCAUUACAGGUCCUGAAGAUGUCAUACAAUAAAGUAAAGAUUAUCAACAAAGAGACGUUCAAAGGCUUGGACAGCCUGCUGAGACUCCACAUGGACCACAACCACAUUGAGUUUAUAAACCCAGAGGCUUUCUUUGGCCUUACCAACUUAGAAUUGGUUAAUCUGGAGGGUAACUACCUCCAGCAGCUCCACCCGGACACAUUUAUCACACUGAGACACAGCCAGGUUUUCAGGCUAUCAAGAGUAAGAAACAUCCACCUGUCAGACAACCUUCUGACCACUCUGCCUGCAGACAUUUUCUCAGGCUGCAGUGAGUUACAAAGUGUCUUCCUCCACGGCAACCCCUGGAAGUGUGACUGCCGUAUGAAAUGGUUCUCCUUGUGGGCACAGAGAAACACAGGUGUGCUGAAAUGCAGGCAAGACAGGAGAUAUCCCAGAGGCCUGUGCCCCGUUUGUGAAAAUCCUCUGCUUUACCGCAACAGACCUCUUGCCCUUCUUCCCAACGAUGCCUUUCCUUGUACCAAACCUUGGAUCCAUCCCCAUCUAAAGCAGAAAAACAUUAGCCUGGAUGAAGGAGACUUCAUUCCGGUUUCCCCCAAGGACUUUAUUGCCCCAUUAGGCUCAAUACAAAUGAACCUGACUGACCAGUUUCACAAUGAUGCCAGUGUAACCUGCACUGUGCAGAGGCCAACUGCUUUUGAGAACCUGACACAAACCUUGGAGGAAGAGGAAGGAAACAACGUCACUGUGCUUACCACUGGCAUAACUACAUAUUUGGUGUGCAAUAUGAACUAUGAACACAUUCAGCAACUGUGGCAGAUCCUAGCCACCUACAGUGACUCUCCAAUGAGGCUAGAGAGAGGUUUAAUGCUGGCCAGAAGCCCAGAAAUGGUGUACCAGUAUAGUCAGAUAAAAACAAAGGAUCUAGAGGGAGAAAUUAACACAAAUAUUGAGGCUGAGAUUAAAGCCUCCCCUGCAUGGUUAAUGCAGGGAGAAGUGAGUUUCCAGCUUGACCGCACUACUACCACCUUCUCUGCUCUGCACAUUAAGUACCAGUCUGUGGUAAACCUACGUAUGGAAAGCACACCACCUAAGAGAGACCGCUAUUCCUGGGUUAUGAUCAAACAAGAUAAUCAAACCAAGACUGAGUACACUGUACUUACAGGUGGUGUGGUACAGUUGAACUGCCAAAUCCAGGGUGAGCCAAAGCCUCUGUUGGAGUGGAUUUUACCGGAUGCAAGUAAGGUGAGAGCUCCUUAUUCCAGUGAGGACAGGAGAAUAAUAAUUACUGCUGAAGGGAAGUUCACUCUUCGAGGUGCAGAUAUCUCUGACACAGGCCUCUACUGGUGCAUUGCCACAAACUACCUGGAUGCAGAUAUCCUCAUCUUUCGAGUGACAGUUCUGUCCCCUGAUGUGGAACAGGCUGAGGUCAAUGGUGUCCAGCUCUCCAGGCCACUGGGUGAAAAGCUUGUCUUCGACUGUGGCUCCUCAGGGAGUCCUGAGGCCUCAGUAUCUUGGAUUCUCCCUGACCACUCAGUACUGGACAUGUUUCACGGGAACAGAAAAGUCUUUAAGAAUGGAACACUGUUGAUUGAGGGUCUCACAGCGAGGGAUCGAGGAUUUUAUAGGUGUUUAGUUGCUAAUCAUCUUGGAGUUGACCUGCUUGUGUCUCAGGUGACAGUAACUGACAAAAGGCCCGAGACGGCAACGGUUUUUGACAGUGAAGGAUCAGGGAUGAUGAAGGAGGUCACGAUGGAUUCUAACUUGACACAAAAUACAGCCAAACUCAGUGAGAUACCCCACUCUCAGUCUGCUCACAGUACUAGCCAGGAAUCUAGGACCAUCACUUCAGAUCGACCUUACCCCAGACACAGAUCACAUGGGAGAGUAGGUUUUGGAGGUAGACUGGGACAGAGAAGGAGGGGGUCAGUCCACAACAGGCACAUCUGGAGUAGUAGGGUCUUUAAUAAAGUUUCCAGGAAAGUAGACCCACAGAAGUUUGCAGAAUUUAUGAAAAAAGCUCAAGAUGGCUCGAGAAAAAAGACUGAUAAAGAGAACGAGAGACCAAAAUAUGAAGACACACACACUGGUUAUUCUGGUGAUAAUGAAAUUGGCUCUGGUGAGGGUCAAAAUGAAGACCAUCUCAUUGUUCUCCCAAUGAUAGUACAACCAACAGCAAAUAAGCCACAAAGAAUAUUUGGUCAAACUGAAACAGUAACAACCACACAAAUAAGUGAGGGACAUAUUUUAGCAACAACGGAAAAUGACAUGGAAAACAGAUUCAGCAAUCACAUUCAUUCAAGUAAAAUAAUAGAAAAUAGAAACAUGCCAACCACAGAGCCAUACAUGCAGUCCACACAUAUGCCAAUAAAGUCCACAUUCACAAAAGUUCCAGAGUUGAUUGAGACAAAGAAGUUUUACACCCUGCAACCAGUCCAGCAUACUGUGACAGACUCUUCACAAGAAACCCAACUCCAGCUAUCAGGAGAAGCACCUGCAGAGCCAGAGACAUCCACAGAGGGUGCAUUUUUUUCAACUACAGACCCUAAUGUUACUCCAAUGAGAGAUGAACCGGGUCCAGUGGACCUAGUCAUCCAUACAGACCCUGAAAGCCAAACCACAUUCACAGCAGUCACCACUACAAACAGACAGCAAGACAAGAUCACCUUCCGCACUACCCAGACAAUAAAAUCCCCACACCUGCCUGCCGGAUCCACUAUCAUCUCCCGGCAGCACAUACACAUCAUCCCACGCAAGAACAACAGAGGAAAGGGUGGCAGGAGGAUCUUCCAAGGCCGCAGAAGGAUCAUUAAACCAAACAGGAUUCAUGACAUACAGUCCUUUAUCAAUAAACUUAAACAGUCCACUAUAAGUAAAGAAGGGAAUGCCUCUGUGCCAUAUCAAAUUCAGCUGACCACAGACUGUAACUGUGAUACGGAUAAAAAGAAGAUAGCAACCACUGAUCUGCAGGUGGUCAGACCAACAGCACCUCCUAGUCCAUCGCUACAAAAAACAAAUAGACCUGCCUCUACACAAAAAACUGUUGCUUCUACCACAAGUCAUUACGUGACUUCAGAUCCUCCAUUCACCAAUGCUCAGUCUAGAUCAGAGAUCUCCAGUGAGUACAUAACAUCAGCUGGUGCCUCUGAACUGGAUCCUACACCUGAUCCAUUUUUUAUCACAGCUAAAGAACUAUCAGUCCCCACCACGGCCACUACUACAUCUGCCUCUAAGGUUAUUCGGGGAAGAAUUCCGUGGAACAAGUUGUUUGGAAGCAGAGGAAAGGAAAGGAUACUCAGCAGGCUUAGGAAGCCAUUGACCACACCAAAAACCUCGACUACAGCUGAAACAACACUGACCCUAACCACAACCAGUGUUCUUAUGCCUGCUACUUCUGCAAACAUAUUGGUUGAAGCGGAUACUUUGUCACCAUCCAGACACACACAGAGCAAAGAAAGUUCAUUAGAUGAUGACUAUGGAGAUACAUCUUCUGCUGAUUUUCAGUUCACAACACUGGGUUCCAGCUUGCACCAAAUACCUGUUACUAGUUUAUCUGACUACUCCCAGUCUUAUACCACUGCUGAAACGCCACCAGAAUUACAAACUCUACCCUCUCCACCCACUGUCAAACCCAUCCAUCAGAAAAAUCCAGAUGUAACAUUGUCAUCUGGGUCUGGAGGACCACCUGAUAAUUUGCUUGUAAUCAGACAGAGGCCUGGUAGGACAAGAGGACGACUCGGGCGGAGAAGGAUGCCCUUUAGGCGAAGAAGACCACUAAGGAAACCUGGAAUUACUAAAGUACAUCCUACUGAGGCAUCAAGUACAGAGGCAACAAGCACAGAAACCACAGUGGAGGCAGCCACACAAUCACAACAUGCUGUUUCAGUCUAUAAUUCCCUGUACACACCAUCUCGAAAAGAUAGCAGAACCACACUGGUUGACCAAAGAUCUAAGGAGGAGAGUGACCUAUAUGAGGAAUUUGACUGGGCAUCUAGUGGUUCAUCAACUUAUACAACCACCCAGACACCUUUGAUUACCUUAGCCACAUAUGAUCCUGCCACUAUCCUGAUACCACAUAUAGCAAAAGGACUUCACACAACAACUCAGACCAGAAUCCACAGCAACAUCAGACCACUACCACAAAGGAACAAUGGUGACACCAGUCGUAGGUUACUGGUGGAGAGAAUUAGAACUUCUCUAAAAGGCAGUGGUGCUAAAGGCAAUGGAGAUAACUCUGACACAGUGACCAUCCUUUCAGUUCAGCAAGGAUACAAUACCAGCACCCCUGCACCUUACAUCAAGAAGAAGGAUAUUGCCAUCUCGACUAUUUAUGAUCAAGUCUCAAGAUAUGAAGCUACCAGUGCCAGUUAUGCUGGCUUUGAACCCACUACGAAGGUCAUGACAAGCAAACCCAAGAUAGUGGGAGGAAAUGCAGCUAGCUUUACUGUUCUGUCUAACUCAGAUGCUUUCCUGCCAUGCGAGGCUGUUGGAAACCCACAGCCAGUUAUAACAUGGAAACAAUUGUCCCCAAGCACAGGAAGAAGCAUUACCAUUAAAGAGAGAAUGGGCAAGUAUGAGGUGCUGAGCAACGGCACACUGUCCAUCCCAAAUGCCACUGUUAAGGACCGAGGCCAGUACUUCUGUCUAGCUGAGAAUAAUCACGGAUCAGAUAAACUUAUUAUCACCCUCACUGUGGUAGCCUAUCCCUCACGCAUUCUAGAGCCAAAAAUGCGUGAGAUAAAAUCGUAUGCAGGAAACACAGUCGAGAUGAAAUGUAAAGCAGAGGGCCGGCCCAUGCCUGUGAUAUCUUGGAUCUUGGCCAACCGUACUCAAGUUUUGGGUCAAAACACAGAGAAGGGAAGAGUAUCAGUAUCUGCUGAGGGGACUCUGGUUAUUGGGCAUGUGUCUGUUUAUGACAGAGGUCAUUACAAAUGUAUUGCCAGUAAUCCUGCUGGAGCUGACACUGCUACGGUCCGACUGCAGGUCGUGGCAGCUCCACCAGAUAUCGUGGAGGAGAAGCGGCAGCAGCUAAAAGCUAGUCUUGGCCAAAAUUUAUGGCUACCCUGCACUGGUCACGGCACCCCACAGCCUACUGUUCACUGGGUUCUCCAUGAUGGGUCAACAAUACGAUCUAACAGACCCGUAAGUGACACACGGAUGUCCAUGUAUGAGAAUGGGACUCUUCACAUUAAGGCUGUGACUCCAGCCGAUAGUGGAAAAUAUGAAUGCAUUGCUACCAGCUCGACUGGCUCAGAGCGAAGGGUCGUGACUCUGACAGUAGGAGCACAAGAAUCUGCACCUCAGAUAGUGGAGAUAUCCCAGCGCUUGACUGAGUUAUCUUAUGGGGAUCAGCUAAGACUAAACUGUUCAGCAACAGGAGACCCUAAACCUAGGAUAAUCUGGAGGCUACCUUCCAAAACUGUGGUGGACCACUGGCACAGGAUGGGCAGCAGGAUAGUCGUUCUCGAUAAUGGUACUCUCACUGUUAAUACUGUGAGUGAUAAAGAUGCCGGAGAUUAUAUCUGUGUGGCCCGAAGCAAGAUUGGUGAUGAUCUACAAGUUAUGAAAGUCAGUGUAUCAAUGAAGCCAGCCAAGAUAGAGCCUAAGCUACACAGCAAGAAGCAGGUGCCCUAUGGUAAGGACUUAAAAGUGGACUGUAAAGCCUCAGGAGCCCCAAAGCCAGAGAUCUCCUGGGGUCUACCAGACGGUACAUUGGUCAACAGCGCUUUGCAGUCUGAUGCCAGUAGUAGAGGAGGACGAGAGCGUCGCUACACACUGUUUGAAAAUGGAACUCUUUAUCUAAACCAGGUUGGAAUGUCAGAGGAAGGGGACUACACCUGCUAUGCUGAGAACCAGGUGGGAAAAGAUGAGAUGCAUGUUCAUAUCAGCGUGGUUACAGCUUCCCCCAGUAUACGUCCACACAGCCAGACCUACGCCAGAGUAAAGCCUGGAGGGAGCAUCCGUUUUGACUGUGAGGCAACUGGGGAGCCUAAACCCAAAAUAUUGUGGAUGCUGCCCAGUAAUGAUGUAAUAGCAGCAUCAAAUGAACGCUACUUAAUGCACGUUAAUGGUUCUCUUGAUAUUAGAGACGUCAACGUAGUUGAUGCAGGUGAGUAUGUUUGUAUGGCUCGCAAUCCUGGUGGAGAAACCAGAAAAGUUUACAAGCUUGACAUAGAUGGGAAUCCACCUGUGAUCAAUGGCUACAGACAGAACAGAACUGUCAUUAAAGAUAUAGCAUCUAAAUACUCCAGGAAACUCAUAGACUGUAUGGCUGAAGGGGAUCCCACUCCUACUAUUACUUGGAUCAUGCCUGAUAACAUCUUUCUAACAGCACCAUACGUUGGUAGUAGAAUUAACGUCCACCUAAAUGGGACACUAGAGAUACGUAAUGUGCGCCCUACUGAUACAGCAGAGUUCAUUUGCCUGGCUAAAAGUGAUGGAGGAGAAGCAGUAAUGGUGGUGCAGCUGAUUGUUACAAGUAUGCUCCAAAGGCCAAUCUUCAAGAACCCCUUCAAUGAACGUGUUGUGUCUCGGAAUGGGAAAACCAUAGUUCUGAAUUGUUCUGCUGAUGGACAGCCAACGCCAGAAAUCAUUUGGACUUUGCCUAAUGGAACACGGCUUACUGGUGGAACUAGUCGUGGCUCUCGUUACCAAAUAAACAAUGAUGGGACUUUGGUCAUCCACAGUACUCACAAAGAAGAUGCUGGGAAAUAUCGCUGUGGUGCCAAGAAUCUCAUGGGCUACAUAGAGAAGCUAAUAAUUCUGGAGAUUGGGCAGAAGCCUUACAUCUUGACAAGGCCCAGGGGUGUUAUACGCAGUAUGUCUGGGGAGCCUCUCUUCCUUCACUGUCUAUCUGAUGGGAGUCCCAAACCAAGAAUUUACUGGACCAUCCCUGGUGGCCACACUCUUACUCGGCCUCAAGUCCUCGGCCGCUACCAGCUGGUAGAGAAUGGUACUCUUGUAAUUCAGGACACUACCCACCACGACCGUGGAAACUACAUUUGCAGGGCUCGGAAUGAUGCCGGGGAGGCUAUACUUACUGUCCCUGUUAUUAUCAUUUCCUACCCUCCACGAAUCACAAUAGGACCACCUCCCAAUGUGAGGGUAAUGACUGGAAGACCUAUUCAGCUCAACUGUGCUGCCACUGGGAUCCCCAAGCCAGAGAUCACCUGGGAGCUUCCCGAUCAUUCAGUUCUGUCAGCAGCAGAAAAGGGACGACCUAUGGGUAGUGAACUGCUCCACCCUCAGGGCACACUAAUCAUCCAGAAGCCCACAGCCUCUGACUCUGGAACAUACAAAUGCCUUGCCAAGAACCACAUAGGUACAGACUCAAAGGUCACAUAUGUACUUGUACUGUGAUUAAAAAAAUAGCUGAAGAACGACAGUAUAUGCAAAUGUAAACAUUAACAGACACAUAUUUACUGUCUGGUAUCUGCACACUACAGUACCUAUUGUCUCGUGGAUUUGUGAAGCUCAAGACAUGUGGAAUACAGAAGGUGAUUAUGUAAGUAAUUAACAGUAAUUUUAAAGGGAAUUUUAAAAAAUGGAAAAUCUUGCCCGGGGCUGCAUGGUUGUUAAUUUAACACUGAAACCAGGAGUCUGGAAAAUCAGAGUUGGUAUUCAUUUGGGGUGAUCCUCAUGAGACAAAUCAUAGAGCCAAAACCUAAAGCGAUUUCACUGACCUGCUGGUGGGCAUAGUACCCAAACAGGAAGACAGAAAUUAUGCAGCAGAUUGAAAGAAAAAAAAAAUCUUCCCAAGAGGGUUUUAAUCCCCUUUGGACAAAUGUCCAGAGGCUGUUGCUGUCAAGACAGAUAGCUUUGUCACUUAACUGGAAAUGAAAAAUAUCUUUCAAGAGCAGUUCUGUGAGCUUCGGUGAGGAAAAGAGUUUAUUAAAAAAAAUGCUUGUUUUACACUGGACAAGGUACAUUUUGUGUGUGUGUGUGUGUGUGUGUGUGUGUGUGUGUGUGUGUGUGUGUGUGUGUGUGUGUGUUGAUAAAGGUUUAGAUAGAUUCCUUUAUGUUUAUUUGCAACACAAUGGAAUAUAAUACACAUUACCAAUCUAUUGUGCUGUACAUGAGAAUUUACAGUAAUGUUAUACAUUAUGCUAAUAAUACAGUCUAUGUAUAUCUGUGUGUAGUAUCUACUUUAUCAAAGUAUGGGAUGAAAACAUAAAAUU